AUGGGAAUCAAAUUUCUGGAAUUCGUGAAGCCGUUCUGCGGCUUCGUGCCGGAGGUGUCGAAGCCGGAGCGUAAGAUUCAGUUCCGCGAGAAGAUGCUCUGGACCGCCAUCACCCUCUUCGUCUUCCUCGUCUGCUGUCAAAUCCCGCUCUUCGGAAUCAUGUCCACCGACUCUGCCGAUCCAUUCUACUGGCUUCGUGUCAUUAUGGCAUCUAACCGUGGAACCCUCAUGGAGCUCGGUAUCUCUCCAAUCGUCACUUCUGGACUCAUCAUGCAACUUCUCGCCGGAGCCAAGAUCAUCGAAGUCGGAGACACACCAAAGGAUCGUGCUCUUUUCAACGGAGCCCAAAAGUUGUUCGGAAUGGUGAUUACUGUCGGACAAGCCAUUGUCUACGUCAUGUCCGGACUCUACGGAGAGCCAUCGGAGAUCGGAGCCGGAAUCUGCCUUCUCAUCGUCGUCCAACUCGUGAUCGCCGGUCUCAUCGUCCUCUUGCUCGACGAGCUUCUCCAGAAAGGCUACGGUCUCGGAUCCGGAAUCUCGCUCUUCAUUGCCACUAACAUUUGCGAAACCAUCGUCUGGAAGGCGUUCUCCCCGGCCACAAUGAACACUGGACGUGGAACCGAGUUCGAGGGAGCCGUCAUUGCUCUCUUCCACCUUCUCGCCACUCGCUCUGAUAAGGUCCGCGCUCUUCGUGAGGCUUUCUACCGCCAGAACCUUCCAAACUUGAUGAACUUGAUGGCCACUUUCCUCGUUUUCGCUGUGGUGAUCUACUUCCAAGGAUUCCGUGUCGACCUUCCAAUCAAGUCUGCCCGCUACCGUGGACAAUACAGCAGCUACCCAAUCAAGCUCUUCUACACCUCUAACAUCCCAAUCAUUCUCCAAUCUGCUCUCGUCUCUAACCUCUACGUUAUCUCUCAGAUGCUCGCCGGAAAGUUCGGAGGAAACUUCUUCAUCAACCUUCUCGGUACCUGGUCCGACAACUCUGGAUACAGAAGCGUCCCAAUCGGAGGUCUCUGCUACUACCUUUCCCCACCAGAGUCCCUUGGACACAUCUUCGAGGACCCACUCCACUGCAUCGUCUACAUCGUCUUCAUGCUCGGAUCCUGCGCCUUCUUCUCCAAGACCUGGAUCGAUGUGUCCGGAUCUUCCGCUAAGGACGUCGCCAAGCAACUCAAGGAGCAACAGAUGGUCAUGCGCGGUCACCGUGAGAAGUCGAUGAUCCACGAGCUCAACAGAUACAUCCCAACUGCCGCCGCCUUCGGAGGACUCUGCAUUGGAGCUCUCUCUGUGACUGCUGACUUCAUGGGAGCUAUCGGAUCGGGAACCGGAAUCCUUCUCGCCGUCACCAUCAUCUACCAAUACUUUGAGAUCUUCGUCAAGGAGCAACAGGAGAUGGGAGGAGUCGCCGCCAUGUUCUUCUAA
Caenorhabditis briggsae is the source of this 1422-nucleotide messenger RNA. Gene Ontology annotation, molecular function: signal sequence receptor activity; ribosome binding; transmembrane protein transporter activity. Gene Ontology annotation, biological process: post-translational protein targeting to membrane, translocation; SRP-dependent cotranslational protein targeting to membrane, translocation. The record is from RefSeq and is a predicted model, not a curated record. The transcript has 4 exons. Gene Ontology annotation, cellular component: Sec61 translocon complex; membrane. Lineage: Eukaryota; Metazoa; Nematoda; Chromadorea; Rhabditida; Rhabditidae. The coding region runs from base 1 to 1422 and encodes 473 amino acids.